CCGCAAAGAACACAUCCACAAGCGCUGGACCAUAUGCCCCCGGGGAGGGACGACCUCUUCAGCAAUCAACUCCUCAGUAUACGCACGCAAUGGGAGCACAAUGGUUUUUGGACUUCGUUGUUCAGGGGGACCUUUUCGGGCCAAUUGUUUUCAUGCGAUCCACUUGCGUUCCGGACGCUGGGGGACCAGACAACGUUCUUCCUCUCGGUACCAUCGUCUCGUGCGCCAAGACUCCUGGAGGUUUGCUGAAGCUGCACACUAACGGCUUGUACGACGAGUAUAGACUGCCUCUCAAAGGUGUUAAGGGUGUGCUGGUGACCAUCAAGAGUUUCGCGGUGUACGGCUUGAUCAUGACGUUGUGCUCUCACUUCAAAGGGUUUUACGAUGGCGGCAGCAAGCGUCUUCCAUCGCCAGAGCAAUAUCUCGAUCUCGCGUUGAUGGUGUCGAAAAAAUGUCCGGUUCUUCCGCGAGAACAUGUUUUUUGUCUUCUGUCACCCCAUGAGGGAUCGUCCGGCUUGGCUCAAGAAACUCCAGGUGCGGCAGUGCGGCGCGGGAGUCCGAUUCAAAACGCUGGGGGUCGGGUCAAGGGGCGCAGCGUUCACACGCAUGUCGGCCCAGAUGCUCCUGGGAACACGUCGGACUUGCAUUCUCAGGGUACAGGGAGUCAACGGGACGGUACUCCGAAACUCAUCAAGGUCCGCUGCGGCGGCGACACGUAUUCGCUUCGAGAUGAGACGAGAAGAGAAUCCGGCAGAUCGGGGCAAGAUGUCGGAGGGAAUGAGGCUGAAGGGAUGGGCGCUGUCCGCGAAAGCUCUGGCGGGGAGCAGACUCCUUCGGAGAAGAAGCGCGAGCGACAGAGGAUGGUGCGAGCGGAGGUGGCGGAAGGAAGCCUCCGCAUGAAGAGGAUGAGAGGAAAAUCGGAGGCGGUGAUGGGCGGGGAUGGAGGUGACGUCGGAGAACGUGCCUCGGGAAAGAAGCCGCCGAAGGAAGAGGGUAGGACGGCAAGUAAGAAAGCGAGGAGGCCCGGCGGUUUGACCAUCCGCGAAGGACAAGCUGUGGGUGGAGGAGAUUCGAUUGAUCCAGGCGCUGCGGCCGCGAGAGAACCUUCGGGGAAAUCGAAACGGAAAGUGGCAGUUGAAGAAGGCGAUGGCCAGAAGAAACCUCGAAGGCGGAAGACUGCUGAGGCGGCGAGCGGGGGCGAACGGCCUGUCGGUAAGGAGUGUGACGAAGCGGCAACAUUCUGGCUCGAAUACGAGCGGAACGAUGGCGGUGAAAUCGUGGAGAGGGAGCUCCCCGUCCAACUGCUCAUAGACCCCAGGAAGCCGGUGACGCGUAGGCCUGAGAAAGUUGACAGGGUUCACAAAGAUGUCUUCAAGCAAGAGGACAAGGACAAGUACUACUAUAACCCUGUUAACGGUCAACACAUUGUGGCUACUGUGAAGGAGUUGGAGGGUCAGUCUCAACGAGAACACGAGACCAAGAUGUCUAAGCAGCGAUCGCAGAAGGCCGCGUUCUUGGACAUGCGGGAGGCAUGGGAGAAAGAAGGAAGACCGAUGGCCAUUCAAGGGAACCCUUCCAGCAAGGAGGCCGACAAACGAAAGUUUUUCGAAUUCCAAAAGCUGAUUUUGGGAAAGAGUCCGAACGAAUCUCACUGGGUGUUGGCAAAAAAAGAUUUGUCGCUCGCCGACAAGGAGUAUGUCGCUGCCGUUGGCAAUGCAUUGAGGCAGUGGAUGCCGCUCGUGACGGCCGGUGAUGACGUUUUCCGCAAAGCCAUGGAGUUCUACACGAAAUGGGCGGAGGGGAAGUUGUUGGGCGGCGACGGCAAGACGCCAUUUUUCUUGAAAGGCAUGGCCAGGCUUAGCGUCCAUCACGUCAGGACAGGGAAGUGGGUGCGCAAUGCACAAAAGCAGGCCACUGUCUGGGAAGGCAAUGUGCUGGUUGAGGAGUGUGACCGCCUGUACGUGAUUUUUCAUGGUGAAAAGUUGGAAGACAACACAUUCGCAGUCUACCCGACAAAGGCUUCCCGUGCUCAUGGUCCAAGUCCGGCCAAACACACGGUGGCGGCCUGCUCGAAAGUUUUGUGUUCGUCGGACCCAUCAGGACAGGCUGUGGCGUGUUUCGACGACGAAGAGGAAAGGUUCUCUCGUAGCAUGUGGGAGGACUGCGGCGUGACAAGUUCUCAAGGACCUGCUUACGGGGAGAUGGAGCGGAACCCGUCCCGUCUACUUGGUCUACUCGAAAACUUUUGCAAAGCUGGGCAAACUGUUUUUUUCUUUGGGAAGGCGCAUGCGUCUGUCGUGUGGGAACACCUCCGCACCGGUUGGAACAUCGUCGCGUUGGAGAAGGAGGCGAAGAUGAUCGAUUACCUUCACGAGUUCAUGAAGACUCGCGUUGCAGACACUCGCAAUGCUUGCGAGUUUGUCCACACCACCGGCGAACAAAAUUGGGAUCCCAAAUGUGACAUGUAUUGGAAAAUGCCGAGGAACAAAAGGACGGAGGUUUGGGACUUCCUUUUCCAACCCGGACAAACUGGUCCGACCGACCUCGAAUACAGUCGACAAGGAAACCUGGUGUUCGGUGUGCUCAAUGGGUACCAUGAUGCACCCAGGGAGUCUGUCUCGCAUUUCCUGAGAAGGUUGGAGCACGUUUACUUCACGCUGGCCGAACCGCUCACCCUCAAAAACUACAAGUCACAGUUUGACGAGAAGGACCCUUUCGACGCUGAAGACAUGGAGGAGUUGAGUGACUCCGAAACCUUCGAUUUCGAGUCCAUGCCACUUCCUCGGGUGGUUGGAAAGGUUGGUGAUGAAGAGGAAGGUGGCGCUCGGAGAUAUAGCACGUCCCUUGCCGGUUUGAAGCGUGUGUUUCGGGGCGAACCAGUCGACGACCAAUCGUCUGAUGACGGGGAGGAAGACAGAGACUAUGAUCACGAAGCUUGUGACAGGCUCCCUGAGGACCACGACACCUGGCAGAGUGACAGACUCUACUUCUUCGGCAAGCAUCACCGGAUAUUCCAACCUGCUGUGAGGAAUGGAAUGUGGGUCAUGGCAAUGAAGGAGGCCGAUGGCAAGUGGAGUGGACUGAAGAGACUGGGAGCGGGUGCAUUUAAGAGAACGACGAGAACUGCUUUGGUAGAGCAUUUGAGUUUUAUGAACCCCGAGAGGAACGAUCCGGACGUCGCUGCGUACGCAGAACAAAAGCUAAAUGAGUUGUACGCCAACAACAUGUUGGAGUUUCGAGCGCUUUUCUACACACUCAAAACGGCACCGUCUUGUGGCAUUGACUGGCGCAUGCCGCAACCUCCGUCGGGCGGUCAGCAUCCGGGAGGGGGUGGAGGAGGAGACGAAGGAGACGGCGGAGGUGGCGGAGGAGACGGCUCACAGUUUGUCGGAAAGGGGACGGGCGAGACAUCGUCGGUAGAGAAGGCGUCCGGCGGAAAGGGGUCAGGCGAAAAGGACUCAGGCGGAAAGGGGUCGGGCGGGAAGGGGUCGGGCGGAAAGCGUAGAACGUCCGGGAGUCCCGAGUAUAUGGAAACUGACCCUCACUGCGUAGGGAGUCGAGAUUCCGACAUGCGAGACGAGGCCACCCUCACUUCUGAUCAAGUGCGAGUAGAUUCGCACUUGUCUGCGAGGACUUUGUUUCCCGUUGCCGAGGAGAGUCCAUCCCGCCGUGCGCAGCAGAGGUCUCCUGUAUUCAACACCUUGCUCCUGAAAGAGGGCGCGUCUUCGUUUUGCCUGGAGGGUGAGAUGCCUGCAUUGCGAAGGAGCGAAGGUGCGACCUUCGGCUCCCUCGGCUCGGGCGACCGCCACAAACUCCGAAUACAUUCGGAUUUGCUGACGUCGCCCUCCGCCAUAAGUGCUCCUCACGCAACAGUUCCGCGGGGCCAAGAAAAUGUCACGUCCUUCCCCCCGCAUCUUCAGUUGGACACAGGGUUGCCCUACUCGCCUCUGUUCUCAUGUGUUGAGACUCGACACUGGCGGUCUCGCGAUGUGCUGGAGGGGCCCGCUGCAGGAGUGUUGGAGACUGGGGGUAGCGAGCACGAACGUCACACUCUUGGGGAAGAGGAGCGCUCUUCGGGAACGCGUGCUGUACAUCGGGAAGAGGAGACUCAACGCUGGCAGUCUCGCAAAGUGUUGGAGACCGGGGGUAGCGAGUGUGAACGUCAUGCUUCGAAGGGUGCGUCCCGGGAUGAGGAGACUCGACACGGGCCGGCUCGUGAAGACGUGAAGUGGCUCCACGCACGAGCGCUGGUGAUCGAGACGUCCGAAGAGGUUCUGCACAGUCGUUCGAUAGUGGCCACGACGCGAGAGGGUGUUGUGACGGAAGGCAGAGAACCCGUGGUGGAAGGCGGUGAGGUGACUGUCGACAUCCGGACGGAUCCACAGCGGAAAGAUGGUGAUUGUUUGCUCACUCGUUACGGUGAAGAACAGGGUGGUCGACCGUCUGCCCUAAGCACCACUCGGGGAAUGGUGCUUCAUGAAGCCAGAGAGUUGGGUGACGACUCGGCAGCCACCGAGCUGGUUAGCGACUCAAACAUGGCCGAGAUGCAAAACAUCGAAUCCUCCGUGGAAGGCGGUGAGGUGGCCGUCAACAUCAAGAUGGAUCCACUGCGGAAAGAUCAGGAUUCUCCGUCCACCCGUUGCGGUGCCGAACAGGGUGAUCGAGCAUCUGUCCUCAGUACCGGUCGGGAAAUGGUGCUUCAUGAAGCCAUCGACUUCCCAAGCGACUCAGCUGCCACUGAGCUGGUUAGCGACACAGCCGUGGCCGAGGUCCAGAACCUCGAAUCGUUCGUGGACGUUGGCGCAGUGGCGCGACAGGAGGGCGAGUUCCCUCAAAGGGCUCCCGAGCACGGUGUGAGGUUAUUAAUGUCCCUGCCCAUGAAGCCUUUAAAAGCCGUGCGCGAGAAACGUCUUUCAGGGAGGUCAUUGGCCGCUUCACGGAAGAAGUCGUCAAGUGUAGGGUUGUUUAAAAGGUUGCAGAUGCCUCGCCUUUCCCAGAGAGCUGGCAGGGCUCUGAAGGCUUGUGGAAUAGAUAAGGAGGAAGGUCUGCGGAAACAUUUGGCUGCGUCUAUUGAGAGCGUUACUGCUUUGUCUGAUGGGUCUUAUGACGAUGGCAAACGGGGUGUCUUGAAAGACCCGUGUCCUAAAUACAUCGUGAAUGACACAUUCAACAGUCGGGGAUACAACUUUUCUGGGAAAAUGGCAGACAGUUCUAAGCCAUUCCGCCCCGGGGUUUAUGCUCACUCCUCACACUUGUUCGUGGGUGUUUGUGCAGCUGGGGCUACAUCAUGUAUUCGCGUUCCCUUGCCUACUGAGGAGUUUAGCGCUACGGACUUCAGAAUGCUGCAGAUUGUUCGCGGAGAUUUCAGCAACAACCACGAGGUGGUUUCCUCGGUUCGCAUAGGUCCCAGUUCGAUUCCGCUGAUAAGAAAAAGUCUUCAAACUCUUAUCUAGGGGGGAUGGCUUUCCGACGAGGUGGUGGAGUCAUACUUGGCCUUGCUUGCCAACGCUGCG
Messenger RNA from Chara braunii, 5513 nucleotides. The record is from the annotation of a GenBank genome assembly. Lineage: Eukaryota; Viridiplantae; Streptophyta; Charophyceae; Charales; Characeae.